Rhinopithecus roxellana (golden snub-nosed monkey) is the source of this 1037-nucleotide messenger RNA. RefSeq names its product prostaglandin E synthase 3 like (gene PTGES3L). Gene Ontology annotation, biological process: chaperone-mediated protein complex assembly; protein folding. Gene Ontology annotation, molecular function: Hsp90 protein binding; protein-folding chaperone binding. The transcript has 7 exons. Gene Ontology annotation, cellular component: cytosol; nucleus. Bases 15 to 611 code for a protein of 198 amino acids. The record is from RefSeq and is a predicted model, not a curated record. Lineage: Eukaryota; Metazoa; Chordata; Mammalia; Primates; Cercopithecidae.
UUGGCUUCCAGGUCAUGUUCUCUGUUCCUCUCAACUGUUCUCCCGACCAUAUAAGGGGAGGCAGCUGCUGGGGGCGUCCCCAGGAUCUAAAGAUAGCGGCCCCUGCCUGGAACUCUAAAUGCCACCCUGGAGCGGGAGCCGCAAUGGCACGGCAGCACGCCCGGACCCUGUGGUAUGACAGGCCCAAGUAUGUGUUCAUGGAGUUUUGUGUGGAGGACAGCACCGAUGUCCACGUGCUUAUUGAGGAUCACCGCAUUGUGUUCAGCUGCAAGAAUGUCGAUGGAGUGGAGUUGUACAACGAGAUUGAGUUCUAUGCCAAAGUGAACUCCACGGACUCCCAGGAUAAGCGCUCUUCCCGCUCUAUUACUUGCUUUGUGAGGAAAUGGAAGGAAAAGGUGGCCUGGCCCCGGCUUACCAAGGAGGAUAUCAAGCCAGUGUGGCUGUCUGUGGACUUUGAUAACUGGAGAGACUGGGAAGGGGAUGAAGAGGUGGAGCUGGCUCAGGUGGAACAUUAUGCAGAGCUUUUGAAGAAGGUCAGCACCAAGAGACCUCCACCUGCCAUGGAUGAUUUGGAUGAUGAUUCUGACAGUGUGGAUGCAACAAGUAAUUAACUUUCUACUACAGCAGAGCUGGGAAGGCGGCUGUGGCUAUUUUCCAGUUGUUCUGGAAAGCUAGCGCCUAGACCUUUGUCAGCGCUUUGGCUAUGCACCAAGUUCCUCUGACACCUCUGAACUUUCCUAGAAGCUCUUUAUUAAGGGUCGUCCUUCAAACUUGUCUUCCUUCUAGGCACUUGACUAUGGCCUCACAUCAGAUGCAGGAUCAGGGAGGGGUAGACUGGUAGGGCUUCGGAUUUCUUAAUGAUUGGUUUAUAAUCUCUGUGUUUAGGCCAUUUGAUUAUUUGAGUAUGUGUGUGUAUGUGGCAAAACAAAAGCCAAAGAAGAAGAAUGGAGAUUAUAGAAAUCUCUAUUAUAUGUGCAUAUGGGGCAAAGCAAAAAGCCAAAGAAGAAACAGAUUAUAAUAAAUCUCUAGGAACUGUU